This is a messenger RNA of Oreochromis niloticus (Nile tilapia), 2339 nucleotides long. RefSeq lists its product as uncharacterized. The record is from RefSeq and is a predicted model, not a curated record. Gene Ontology annotation, molecular function: DNA binding; protein dimerization activity. Bases 26 to 1870 code for a protein of 614 amino acids. The transcript is spliced from 2 exons. NCBI's taxonomy places the organism in Eukaryota, Metazoa, Chordata, Actinopteri, Cichliformes, Cichlidae.
UUUGGUGUGUGGUAGUAACAGAAAAAUGCCACGUGCGCUAUCUGAUGUGUGGAGACAUUUUACACCAGCUAAUGUACAAGGGAAAUCUGUAUAUAUGUGUAAGUAUUGUGAUAAGACGUACGUGAAGAAUGCCACAAAAAUGCAACAGCACAUUGCAAAGUGCAAAAAAAUUCCUCAAGGCCCAACACAUGCAGCAGCCAGGAGUUCCACUCAAGGGGAAAAUGAAUCUGUUUCAGCUGUAUCAGAGUCAGAUACCCACUCAUCAGCUCCUGGUCCCUCUGGCAUCAGAGGAUUCUUUGAGUUUAUGGAUGACACUAGCCAGAAAAACGCAGAUGAGUGUUUUGCUCGUGCAGUCUAUGCAACUGGCUCACCCCUGAUGCUGACAUCCAAUGUGUACUGGAAGAGAUUUUUGAAUGUUCUCCGACCAGCAUACAUUCCCCCAACCAGACAUGCAUUGUCUACUCAUCUACUGGAUGAAGAGUUCAGUCGAGUUCAAGCAAAGGUGAAACAGACCAUUGACCAAGCUGACUGUAUUUCAGUCAUCUCUGAUGGAUGGUCCAAUAUCAGGGGACAAGGAAUUAUUAACUACAUAAUCACCACUCCUCAGCCUGUGUUCUACAAGAGUGUAGACACAAAGGAAAACAGACACACAGGCCAAUAUAUUGCAGAUGAGCUCAAAGUGAUCAUCAAUGACCUUGGACCAGAUAAGGUUUUUGCACUGGUCACUGACAACGCAGCCAACAUGAAGGUUGCCUGGGCAGAUGUGGAGACCUACCCUCAUAUAACUGCUAUUGGCUGUGCUGCCCAUACACUAAAUCUUCUCCUAAAAGACAUAAUGGCACUAAAAACAAUGGACACUCUGAAUAAGAGAGCGAAGCAAGUUCUGAAAUAUGUUAAAGGCAAACAAGUAACUUCCGCUACAUUUCUGUCAAAGCAAAAGGAAAAGAACAAGAGUACUACACUGAAGCUUCCCAGCAUAACGCGAUGGGGUGGUGUUGUUGUCAUGUUUGACAGCCUUCUGGAGGGAAAGGAGUCUCUGCAAGAGAUGGCCAUAUCCCAGUCUGUAGGCAUCGACAGUGACAUCAAGAAGGUCAUCUUGGAUGAUGUGUUCUGGGAAAGAGUAUCUAGCAGUCAGAAAAUCCUCAAACCUAUUGCAGCAGCAAUAGCGAAGAUAGAGGGGGAUGCUGCCAUCUUGUCAGAUGUCCAGUGCCUUUUUGCAGAACUCAAAGAAGAAAUCCAGACAAUUCUGCCCACUUCCCUACUACUGAAAGCAGAGGAAACGGCUGUGGUCAAGUCAUUGGAACAGCGGAGGGAGUUCUGCAUGAAGCCAGUGCAUGCAGCAGCAUACAUGCUGGACCCCAAAUAUUAUGACAAGGGCAUACUUUCUGGGGAAGAGAUCAACAGUGCCUAUGCGGUCAUUACAGCCAUGUCUGACCACCUGGGUCUCGAUAAAGGCAAAGUUCUAGGCAGUUUGGCAAUGUAUCGAACAAAGCAAGGCCUUUGGAAAGGGGAUGGAAUAUGGCAGUCAUGCCAGCACAUAUCUGCAGCCACCUGGUGGAAGGGACUAUGUGAAUCUGAGGCCCUUGCACCUGUAGCCUCCAUCCUCCAAAUCCCACCAUCAUCAGCCGCCUCCGAGCGCAACUGGUCAUUGUUUGCGAACACCCACACAAAGGUUCGCAACAGACUCACAAAUGUGAGAGUGGAAAAGCUGGUCGGCAUUCGGGCAAACCUACGGCUCUUUGAGCCUGACACAGAGCCAUCCUCAACAAGGCUGGAAAGUGACACUGAAGAGGAAGACUCAGAGUUGGAUGCUGAGGAAGUGGACAUGUUGUUGGAUGAUGAUGAGGUCCAGGAAGAGUCUAUUGACUGAGCAAAAAUGAGAAAAGAGGAUUGCUUGAAGGAAGAUUUGCAUGUUUAAUGGGACGUUUUGAAGGAUAAGUUUAACCUUUUGAAUGGGACUUUGUGGAGAUUUUUGGACAGGGGGCAUUUUCGAAUGAGCAGGGUUAGGGGAUGGUAAUAUUGAAAUCAACAUUUCUGUUUUUAUUCAUCCAUGAAACAAGUUAUUGAAACGUGUUCUAUUCUACUGUACUUACAAAUAAAUCCGUUGAAAUAUCUGUUGAAAACAUUUUGCAUGGAGGUUUUCUUAUGAUUUCUGUUUAUAUUUAUGCUUGGAAAUAAUAUAUUCCCAGUUAGUUCUCCUAAAUUCCCAUUCAUUUCCAUAAUUCCCAUUAUUUCCAUGGAAAGUUUCCAAUAUGGAAUAUUUCCAAAAUUCCCAAGCUUAACUUACCAUGGAAAUUUACCGGAAACUUUUCGGAAAUUUACCGGAAAUUUUCCGCCCC